AUAACUUCUCCAUGUGAUUAUUGCGGAUCGCUACGCGGUGUCUUGUCGUUCCUCAUUAUAUCCGAGGAAAUCUCAAAUUUAUCAAUAUAAAUUGUAAACAUUAAAUAUCCCAUUGUUAACAACAACGAUCUGCUCUGUGUGUGCAAAAAGUGGACAGAAGGAAACAUUAUUUCUUGCUGAAAAAUUUUGAAGCCGGAAAUAUUUUCACGUGAAUUCAAACGUCAUCUGUUAAGUGAAGAAUUUGAUCGGUGUUAUGUGGUGGCAGUAAAAGUGUGGACCAGAAGGUGUUAGAUUGAAUAGAAAAUCGCGUAUGCUCAAUGAGACAACUAAAAUAAGUCUAGGUCAAGUGUUGAAAAAUGAGUUACUGUAUCGGAAUGCCGAAGGCAGACGACGCGGUCUAGGAUCUUGAAGAAAGUUCAGUGGAUGGUACGUGCAAUGUUAGCACGAGUAUUUUUUUUAUCUAUCCAUAUUGAAAAACGUGUGACUCAACGCACUAGGUUCUAGGAAUCACCAAAAUCAACCCGGAGACGGUCUCGGUUCUGGCGCACCUACCAGAACCGAGAUAUUUUCACCUCUAGCAACUUGUAGCAAUUAGCGUAUUUUGUGAUAGUGAACUCAAACUGGUUUUUAUAAGCUACUCACUUGUACUGCAGAGAAAAGCAUGGAAUUUAAAAUACUUAAUGUGUCGUCGGCUGUCAGGACAAUACCGACGGUGACACACUUCACCAGCAUGGGGCGCGGUAAUAGUUUACAAACUUUUCCGGACGAAAGGAUAAUCCGCAGUAUAUCGUAUAGUAUUCCGGCUGUCAGUCUUCACUACGGUAAUGCAUUUGCACCUGAAGGUGAAGAAGAGGGAGAAGAAGAUGAUGCUGAUAUAGAAGAGGAAUCUAUCAACCGUCGUGUUAACUUUGGCCAACACAUUGUUGAUGAUAGUGAUGGGGAGUACUAUUAUGAAGAGGAAGUAGAUGAUGAUGUAGAGAUGUCACCUGCUGUUGAAGUAAUUUCCAUCGACCCAAACUGUGAUUAUGAUUCGGAGGAAGAAAUACGAUGUACUGCGGAGCCGACUCCAACGACAGAUUCAUUCGUUAUACAGCAUACAUUGGAACAGUCAUCGUCGGUAGUAGGCGAAACCGUCAUUGAGAAUGACAACGUGAUAGUGGAUAUGGAAACCGACGUGAUAAAAGGCUUAGAGACCGACAUGAUUGAGAAUGUGCCGCGAGAUGUUCACUGCGAGUCGUCAAAUGAGGAUGGUUCUGAUUCUGAUAGUAGCUCUAGCAGUAGUGGUAGUACUAGAUCCAGUAGUAGUAGCAGUUGUAGCGACAGUGAUAGUAGUAGCAGUGACAUUGAGAGUAAUGAUCAUAUGUCUAGUACUGAUAUUGAGUCUACUACUCCAGCCUGCAGUUCUGAGGCCGGCGAGGCUUCCAUCGAACAUAAAAGUGCAGAUGCGCUGCAGAAAGGAAACGUUGCUCGAGUGUUGGAAAGGCGUAAAAUGAUGGCAAUUGAACGCUCCAAGCGAAGAAACAGUACUAAUCGGAAAUCGUUCUCGCUGCCGCAGUCUCCGGUAGCGAUUGUUGAUAGCAAUAACUGGGCACAUGAUGCGACCAGUCUCAGUUUUGAAGAUCUCGAUGUGUCAGCUAUUGUUAGUGAACUGAGUCCGUUGAAAACGACGGUACGUGCAUGCAUGCCAGACGAUGAACUGAUAGAAGAUUUAGCCAGGAAUAAUUUCGACCUAACUUCAUACAUUACGGAGGAUGAUCCAACAGACACAAAACAAUCAUCUCUAAACGGAACAAAUGUGAAUAGAAAAAAUAGUGAGACAAAACUUUCACCUAUCAAAAGCCAACCCAGAUCUAGAGGUAAGCAAAUACAGAUGCUGCGUGAACUGAUGAUUUCUCCCGUGUCUAGUACAUACGACUCUGGAGGAACGCGCAGAAGUUGCACUAGCAAGUCCCGCCGAAUUGUGGAGAAUACUGAUUCUGAGACGGAGGAAUCGGAAUCGGAAGCUGACAGUAAAGCUGUCGGGAAAAUGUUCGGUGUCGAACAAUUGACAUCGAAAAUCAAACGAAAGGAUGAUGACACCAAAGCCGAUCCGACGUGGAAUCCUAAUAGUAACAGUGUAAAAAUUACGCACAAAACAACAGUACAAAGUCAAAAGGCGCCGGUAAUGGCUACAACAAUCGUACCGGUUACUCCUGUAAAAUUUGAUAAGGAUGAAAUAAAACUACAAUCCGCCCCCAUUAAGACUAGCGAAAGCUCCAAAGCAACAAACGGGAAAACUAAACUACCAAGCGCUGGAUCGCAAUUGGCACGACAAAGAAUGCUUUCACUAAUGUCUAAAAAUAAUUUAUCAAGACCUCGUUCAAAACAGAAACAUGCAGUAGGCAAUAGUCAAUGCGAAACAAACGGAAAGCUGCAAAGAAAAGAGAAACCUCGUACGGCUGCCAACAUUAAACUUGAUCAUGACUAUUGUUCCCCAAAGAGAAAACCUAAUAUAAACUCAGCUACGUCGUUAGGACCACAGCGAAAGGCAAUAGAAAUUCCAUUUCUGCUCCCAACAACAAAACAACAGUUUAAACAAAAGAAAAAACUUUCGAAAAGCGGGAAAAAACAGAAGAAUGUUUUGGAUAAGCAUUCAAAUACGGGUAACAACUGUGAUAUGAAAAGUAGUCAAAAUAUAAAGAAUAAUGGUUCAACACAAGACAGGAUUAAUCAUAACCCUGAAGUUACAACUACGAUUCCCGUUUUAACGGAUGUUCCAGUGAAAGAUGUAAAAAACGAACCUAUAGCUGCCUCAAUUUUACCAUUAUCACAGAAACAACAAUCAUUUAAGCAAGUAUCGUUACUGAAAAUAAAUCAAAAUAAACCCACUGGAGUGCCAACUCUCGAGACAACAGCAUUAAGUGAGAUUCCGAAGCCUGAAAUGCAAUCAGUAGAUGUUACCAGCAGCACAAGUAAUGAAUCUAUCGUCAAGAUUAAAAGGAAACUUAAUCUUCAGGAAUAUAAAAAAAGGCGUGAACUUCCCACAGAUCAGUCUACGCAGUCUAUAUCGGCAUCAAAAAGCAGCAGUGACUUGAUCACCGACUGUGUAACGUCUAGUAAGGAAGAUUUACCGAUGGCACAGGACACGCAGGAAAGAAAGAUUUCGUUGCUGUUAGACGAAACCAGCCUUUUAAAGCAUACUAUUAGCAAAACUCUACUUGAUCCGAUUUCGGCAGCAAAGCUAAAGGCUCUUCGAAUGCAGCAACUCAAGAAGGAAGCGGUCAUCAAAUCAACUGAAGCAAACAUCAUUCCAAAGACUGUAACUACCAUGAUUCCGCUUGCAGAAAUAACAUCCAUCAAAUUCGAUGAACAUGGAAACCCUGUACCUUACGAUAAAAGGGUAGAAAACAAGGCAGCUGAAUUGAAGCUGCACGAAGACUAUGAAGAAAUCGUUAUUGUUUCAAUGGGUUGUAAUACAGAGAUAUCUAUCAAUCCUAAGGAAUCCAAGCGGGAGAUUGUCAAAAUAUCUUCCUCGGACCUGCCUAAGAAGAAAAUGGCCAAAAACGAACUACUCUCUAACAUUACGGACACAAUUAAACGGUGUCAAUCUUCAGCUUCGGCUAUUAUUUCCAGCAAUUCUCUGAUUUCUAGCAUUCAUGAAACCGUGAUUAAAAAGAAAUCAUGUGAAACAAAUGACUUGUCAUUCGUAGAUGCCGACAAACAGCUAGUUGCUGGUGGGGAAGCAUGUCAGCAAAUAUUGCCGAAUAUCGGCGUUUCUCCACCCACUGCGUAUUCUCCGGGAAAACCGGAGAAAGCUGGAGGUUCAUACGAACAGACAGAUUACGACGAGAUACAAAUUAAGCAAUCCAGGAAAACAAAUAGGACAAUUGAGCAUGGCGAGGACAAGAUCAUCAUGCAUUUACGCAAGGAUCGACAACGUGCUGAAGUUAACGCAAUAGCCGUACAAACUCUACCGCUGGAUCGGUUUCCGGAGCUUAAAAGAUUAUCUCCUAUUAAAAAGAGAGAAAGAUCAAUUUCGUGUACCAGUUGUGGUUCAACUCCACGUUGUCAUAGUAGCCAGUUAUCGAAUACAAAUCGCGACCGUUCCCGUCGGCAGUAUAGAAAACGGCACAGUCGAAGCUCCUCGAUAGAACCGACAGUCCGCAAUAGAUCUGCGGAUUCGUAUCGAAGUCGAAGCAAACGGUCGUCGUAUAGACGAAGUCGAAGUCGAAGUCGGUGCAGAAGCUAUCGACGGAGAUCACGUUCACGAUCGAGAUCCUAUCGUCGCACCUCCAGUAGCUCUCGUCGCAGACGAAUCAGUGUUUCUUCAGAACGACGAGUUCGCUAUAGAAAUAGUCGUUCUCGCGGAAGACGUGGGCGGAGGAACAGCAGCAGAAGGCGUUCUUCUCGCAGCGAUUCUACAAGUCAUUCUGAUACUAGUUCUUCAUCCUAUUCUCGAUCGAGAUCCCGUUCAAUAAGAUCGCGCUCUUCUUCGUCACGAUCAUCCUCCCGAGCAAGGGUCCAGCUCCGCAACGAUAUCCGUAGGACAGCUGUCUCUCCAGAACGAAAAAUCGUUUAUGUGGGUCGUUUGGAAGCUUCGUUGAAGCGGGAUGAUCUGAAACAAAAGUUCAUGCACUUUGGACGAAUUAAACAAGUAACACUUCACUAUAAAGAGUCUGGAGCCAAAUAUGGUUUCGUGACAUUUGAAAGACCACAGGAUGCUUACAAAGCUAUCGACGCCAGUGGAAAAGACCCCAAACUUUGUGGGUAUGAUGUUAACUUUGGAGGUCGUCGAGCGUUCUGCAGAACAGAAUACGCAGACUUAGAUGGCGAUCUUUCGCAUGAUUUGGAACCCGUCCCGUACCUCGCCUCCGAUGGAUCUUUUGUUUUGACGCCAAAUCCCCUCAACGUUCUACCACGUAAGAACGAAAGUGAAUCGUUCGAGGAUAUGCUAAAUAAGUUGAAGAAAGAGAUAAUAGCGAAAAAACCACGGAAAUGACCGUAUACGUUGGGCUCCGUUACACUGCUGAAACCGAGUUCUGCGUUUUUUUCUGAUUCUGCCAUCUUUCUUCUGCGAUUAUAGGUAGCCGCCUAUACAUCAGUUUAAAGCUUAGGUUGAUUUCAUUCGAUGGGAGUUCAGUUUGUUUAUGUUGAGCUCAUUUUCCACAAUUUUCAAACUUCCAUACUGGUACCAAAACAACUGUAAUAAGAAUGCAUCUUUAAAAAAUAAUUUCGAUUGUAUCAAAUGUGCCAUUUUUUAUUAACGUUUACAGCAAUUUUCGAAAGCAAACUUUACAUUUACAAACUGUCGAUAGCUUUGUAAUUUCAUGAACUUCAUUAUUAUUUUACAUACAGCAAACACACUGUCUCUCUCGAGUCGUUAAGUUGUUAUUGUAUGUUACAUUGAAAUAUGUAAAUAAAUCGUAUUCUGCUUUGAAAAGAUAAAACCAGAUCACUCCAGUAAUACUAAAAUGUAGGGUUUUUGCUCAAUUCAAUUAAUUUGGAUUGUGUAUCGGAAUUUGCUUCGGUUAAAAUACCGGUGUAACAUAUUUUGUACAUUUUUAUUAAAUUGUCUUAGAACACAAAAAAAUGCUUAUUGGAUUUUUGAUUUUUUUCUAAAUCAUUUUGGUUUUCAGCCUCAGACGUUCAAACCGGAUAUAUUCACGCGUUAUAUGUUGAUGUUAAUUUGUUGAUCCUAUUUAUAUUUGCAUUGGAAUUCCAAUUACAACACAAAUACAGGAUAUGUUAAUAAAUUUUAAAACGGAGAAAUGGUUGUUUUCCAGCUAAUGUAAAAAUUUAUUUGAAACUAAUUGAAUGUUUGUUUAAAAUGGAUGAUACAAUAAUCGGAUCUAUUCGGUUGCUGUUUUGAGACAACCAUACAAAAUUUCAGGUUCUGGUUGCCGUCGUAAGCGACCAUUAUAUAAAGCGUUGCAAUCUGUUAGCCAUGCACAGUGUGAAUGAUAUGCUGCCACUCAAGCAUCAUUUGGUUGGAUUGUUGCAAAUUUUCACUAUGGGUUCAAUUUCAGCUCAACUCGGAUUAAGUGGAUCAAACUUAUAAAAUUCAUGAGACUAUUGUAGUUGCCUAAGGCAUUCUCUAGGAAUUCGAUUUAUCGUUAACAGAAACAUUGAAAAUCUAUUUAGAACAUGAAAUGGCUAUCGUCAAAUCUGAUUUGUUUUAAAUGAUAAACGCCCUUAUUCUCGAUAACGACGUAUUGGUUUUUCGAUCGAAUAUGGUUCGGUCGAAUCUUAGCUACCUUUGAUUUCGCUAGCGUUAUUGGGAAUACGAAUGAAAUACAAUCGAAAAAACGAUACGUUGUUAUUCAGAAUAAGGGUGAUAUUCUUUCAACUGCCUUGUAUAAUAUAGACCGGUGUAGAGUAGUGUUGAUUAAAUACAAAAAUACAUUAAAAUCUGUGAUUUUUUAAACCUUAAAAACAUUUACAUUAGUUUUUGCUUUGAAUCAAUAUAAAUUAUAUGCACUUCUACAUAAAAGAUAGUGCAAUUUAAAUAAUUAUAAAAUUUAAGUUACAAUAAUUUACACAAAAAAAAGAUAGACUAAAAAUUUUCGUCAACCCAGAAUAGUAGUAAUA
Malaya genurostris is the source of this 6567-nucleotide messenger RNA. RefSeq names its product serine-rich adhesin for platelets (gene srl). Lineage: Eukaryota; Metazoa; Arthropoda; Insecta; Diptera; Culicidae. Gene Ontology annotation, biological process: positive regulation of transcription by RNA polymerase II. The transcript is spliced from 7 exons. Gene Ontology annotation, cellular component: nucleus. Gene Ontology annotation, molecular function: transcription factor binding; RNA binding. Bases 662 to 4978 code for a protein of 1438 amino acids. The record is from RefSeq and is a predicted model, not a curated record.